Messenger RNA from Dromiciops gliroides (monito del monte), 6745 nucleotides. It is a transcript of the gene HAPSTR1, whose product is annotated as chromosome 1 C16orf72 homolog. The coding region runs from base 136 to 960 and encodes 274 amino acids. NCBI's taxonomy places the organism in Eukaryota, Metazoa, Chordata, Mammalia, Microbiotheria, Microbiotheriidae. The record is from RefSeq and is a predicted model, not a curated record. The transcript has 4 exons.
CGGGGCCUGGGGGGUGGGGAGGUGAAGGAGGCCCCGGGGUGGAGGGGAGAGAGAGCAGCCGGCCGCUUGGCCCCGCCGCCAGCUCGCCAGACGACGAGGACGACGAGGAGGAAGAAGAAGCGGAGAGGCAGGAGGAUGGAGGAUAAGAAGGAGGAAGGCGAAUCCGAGAUCCAGGAGCACGGGCCCGAGCAUUGGUUCACCAAGUGGGAGCGGCAGUGCCUGGCCGAGGCCGAGCAGGAGGAGCAGCUGCCCCCGGAGCUGCAGGAGGAGGCGGCUGCCGCGCAGCCCGAGCACAAGCAGCAGAAGCUGUGGCACCUCUUCCAGAACUCGGCCACCGCCGUGGCCCAGCUCUACAAAGAUCGAGUGUGUCAACAGCAAGGACUUUCCCUCUGGGUUCCCUUCCAAAAUGCAGCCACUGCCGUUACCAACCUCUACAAAGAAAGCGUGGAUGCCCAUCAACGAAGUUUUGAUCUAGGAAUUCAAAUUGGCUACCAGCGUCGCAAUAAGGAUGUGUUAGCAUGGGUUAAAAAACGCAGAAGAACUAUUCGUAGAGAAGACUUGAUCAGCUUCCUCUGUGGAAAAGUCCCUCCUCCACGAAACUCUAGAGCUCCCCCAAGACUAACUGUAGUAUCCCCUAAUCGAGCUACUUCAACAGAAACUAGCUCAUCUGUAGAGACUGAUUUGCAACCCUUCCGUGAAGCCAUAGCUCUGCAUGGUCUUAGUGGCGCAAUGGCUAGUAUAAGCGUUCGUUCAAGUACUCCAGGCUCUCCUACUCAUGUAAGCAGUGGAUCGAAUGCUAGUCGAAGGAGAAAUGGACUCCAUGAUGUGGAUUUGAACACUUUCAUAUCAGAAGAAAUGGCACUCCACUUGGACAAUGGUGGAACUAGAAAGCGUACCUCAGCCCAAUGUGGCGAUGUCAUUACAGACUCACCAACUCAUAAACGCAACAGAAUGAUCUAAACUGCAAAAUUUUCAAACCCACCAUGCUGCUUGAAAGCCACUUGAUCCUCAACAUACUAUUGAAAAGGAAACAUGAGGCCAUCUUCCCUUGUUCACUGUUUUAAGACAAGUGAAUUCAAUAAUGAUUGCCAUAAAGGAAGUUUUAGGUAUUACAGUAGAUGCCUCUUGUAACUAUGGCUUUCUUAAACUAUAAUCCUAGCAGAGGACAUCAGAUAUUGUGUAGUAGUUAGCAAGAUCAUCAUAGGCAAACAUGUAUCCGUUCCAAGGCUAAAAGUGACCUUACUUGUAUUCUUAAAGGGAAAGGAAAUAUCAGAUGUUUAUUUGGUUAUAGAAUGCUUUUUUGUCCUUUAUUUCCUGCUGUGUUGAGUAUUUUGCUUCAACAGUAUUUGAAAUUGUCUAAAACAUGACUUGGCAUCUUUGUCAAAUCUGCAGGCUUCCAUUUUCGCAGCACUGUACCAUGCACCUAGUUUCUAUAUAGUAACAGUGUGCAAGUUAUAAAUAUUGGACUGUACCCUUUUAGUUUUAAAAGCAGUUGAUAAUUCUGGUGAUUGUGUGAUAAUGUAAAGAGGUGCUAUGAUGGUCAUGCAAUUAAUACUUAAUAUUGAAUCAAUACAAGGAUCUUUAUUGGAUUCACUUUGUGUGUUUUAGUGCUCUAAAAGUAGCAAUAUUAAACUUUUCCCCAAUUAACCUCAUAGACUUUAAAAUUUUCAGUUUUGAAAUGAUAUAAUGUACUUAUUUACAUGCCGGUACUGUCCUUGUGGUAAGUGUAAGCACUGCAGACUACACUCUGAGUGACCUAAAUUUAGAGAGGUCGUGAAAUUUGAGAAUAGGCUUCCUUUUGGGUUCAGUAUUAGUGAAGGGAUAGGUAUCGUAUGCAACUAUAUAUCCAGUUUUACAUUUCUCAUGAAUGCCCGUGUUUGUGGCAGGUGUUAACUUUGGGCUGGGUGGAGGAGGGUAAAGGUAUGUAUUUUGCCUGCUAAUGAACAAGAUAUGAUCACUGUUUAAAUAAAAAGGGGGGUGGGAGGGGAAACUAAUUGGAAUAUCAUUCUUAAAAAGAUGGAAUCUCAUGCAGGUUCUGUAAUUGUUAGGUAGACCUAAACAAAAGUUAUUUCAAAUAGACUUCUGGACAAAUGUAAGACCUCUUAUAGCUAUAAUGUUUUGAAGCAUGUUUUCUCUUCAUCUUCUAAUACUUUGAACCAAAUAUAGUGUUCUUUAGAUGAAGAACUUAACGUAAACCUGCCAGUCACUGUAACUUACUAAAUGGCAUUCCUACAUCAUGUAGGACAAAGAUAAGAGUGUUUCCUUGCCCAUUAUUAGUUAUUUCCUAUUUUUAUCUCAAGACCAUUGCAAAUCAAUGUAGGGAUUUACCAAUAAUUAAUUAUAGCACUUAGCUAAAGUUUUCAGUUUAUUGAACCACUUAUAGUCUUGUGAAGACUUAAAUGAAAUUUGGCUAAAGUUGACCUUAAUACUCAUUGGCCUGGUAGGAUGUGAAUGGAAUUUUGAAAGGUUGGAAUGAAUUGAAAUUCUGUACUCUUUUUUUGACCUUAUUUUUCAUACUUGAGCUUGGAAUUAAAAUCCAUUCUAGGACAAAAAUUUAGGCAUGAUUUUUAAAAAAUCAUCCAUGUUUGCAGAAUGACCUGUGUAUGGAUCCGCUCCGUCUCCCCCCACCCCCUCAAACACACAUGCACAUAAUGGUACACACACACACACACAUUCUCUCUCACAGCCUCUUGUAAGGAAUACAGCUGAAGGUGGAAUUAUAGUGCUUUGUCAUAUUUAACCUGAAACGGAAAAUGCCUAUGUAUUUUGAACACUUUUUUUCCCAGCCUUCCACUUAAUAAGAAUUCACCAAGAAAUGGAUCUAGAAUCAUCUUUGUUUUUCUAUUGCUUGUUAAUUGAAUGCUGAAAUUGGGGUGUAUUGAUGUGAUGCUAAGAGUGGAUGGUGCUCCUAUGCCUCAAGGAGCUUGAGGUAGUGGAACACAUUGAUUUAAUUCCAUCCCUUAUGUACUUUUGUUCUAGCUCCUCUUUUCCAAGUUGAAUAACAAUUUUUUUUGUUUUAAGUUGGUGCUCUGAACCUUAGUCCUAGUACCCUUUACACUAAAUUGUCAAAUUUUGCUAAACUUGUGCCAUUUUCUUUGGUAAGAGAAAGCAGGUCUUAAUGUCUGCCAGAACACAAUUUAUAAGCCUGACAGGCUCCAUUAAACUUUUUUAAACUUUAAUAUUGGCUACUUUUUUUCAAUUUCACUAAAUCUCAAAUGCUACUUGUUACUUAAAAGUACUUCCUUUCCCUUUUCCUACUUCCAUGCCCCAGUCCUUAUAUUUGUCACUCCUAUACAAGAUAAACCUUUAAGAUGCAUGUGUUCCCUAUGAGUAGAAUGGGGAAUAAUUUCUUAAAAGGAAAAAUAGGUCCAGCACUUAGGAUUUUGAAGCCUUUCUUGUGCCAGUUUCAGAACAAAUCAUGGAAGAUUGCCUGUGUGUGAUAUUUUGUGUUUUUUUUUUGUUUGUUUCUAGAAAAAUAUUUCUUAGAAGACAUUUUGGUCUUUUAAGAACAAUGUACAUUGAACUUAAAACAUGGUUUAGUUUGGGAAACCAGAACCUCUUCUUAACCUUGCUUGAUCCUUUGGUCCUUUAACCUCCACAGCUGAUCAGUUCUGUUUCUAUGUAGGCAGACCUAACUUGGCAUGAGUGGGUUUAGUACAUCUUAUUACUGCAGUGACCUGAGUUUGGCUAAGGUAUUAAAAACUUUAAAAUCAUAAUGUCUAAGAUAUAAAAAAAAAUUAAUGGAAAACUCAUUUGGCUGAAUUUAAAGUCCUGCAGUCAAAUUCUUAAAUGUGGUUUACCCAACUGAGUAGUAUACACCUUAAAUCAUAAUCCUAAUAAAUAAUUAAAAAAAAAUAAAACCACUGGGGUUUGUCUGUAGUUUUGUUUUGGGCCAUCAUACCUGGAUCACUAAUAUAAAUCAGGGCUUCUUGAACUUUUUCCAUUUGUGACCCCUUUAAGCCUGAGAAAUUUUUAUGCGACCCCUGGGUUUAUAGGUAUAUAAAAUGGGGUAUAUGUAACCUUUUACUGUUGCCAAAUUAUUUUGCAACUCCCACAUUCAGUUACGUGACCCCAUAUUGGGUUGUGACCCACAAAGUAAAUGAAGUUACUUCCUUUUUUUUUUUUUUUGGUGAGGCAAUUGGGGUUAAGUGACUUGCCCAGGGUCACAUAGCUAGUAAGUGUUAAGUGUAUGAGGCCGGAUUUGAACUCAGGUCCUCCUGACUGCAGGGCCGGUGCUCUAUCCACUUCACCACCUAGCUGCCCCAUGAAGUUCCUAAAGGAAACCAAAGUCUUAAGUUUUGCCAGGCUAAUAGAAUUCAUUGAAGUCGUUGCUGAUUUUUAUGCCUAGAUUUACGGGUUCAAAAUGUGUACUUUUGAAUAUUUAAUGGCCAAAGAGCUAUGGAAUUUUUUAAGGUGCUAUUUUCUUGGGAUGAGAAAAAGAUAAGAUUUAACUUGAGGAUUUAAUGAACUUCAUAGUGUGGUAAAAGUGAAAAUGCCAUGAAAUGACUUAAGAUAUUUUUUUUGGGGGGGGGGAAAUAACAAUUUAGAAAAUUGGAGUAAAGAGAAAAGUGGUUGGAAGUUGGGUUCUUAACUCAGUUGAGGGGUCACUGUGAAAGAAGAAAUAGGCAAAGCCUGAUCUGAGGAUUAAAAAUUAUUGAACAUCACUAUGUAUUAAAAGUGAAAAUGCCAAGAAAUUGUUCAUUUGGGAGCUAAAUAACAGCCUUAAAUUUGGAAAAUUAUAUUAAUAGGAAGUUGAUAAGCUUUUAAAAUAGAGUUGAGGUUAAUAGAUUAUCACUUUUCAUUGGCUUUUUUGUGUGUGGAAAUAGUAACUCCUGGCCUUAAUCUAAUAAUUUGCCCAAGGUCACAACAGCUCUUUAUUGACAGAUGGCACUAGAGUUUAGGUUUCCUGAUUUCCUAGUCCUUUUUCCUUUGCUAAUGCUGCCUUGGGAUGGGUUUCUUACUUACCAGUUAUGUCUGCCACCCCUCCCAGAUACAGUGGCAGUUUUUUAGAGUCUGUAGAAGUGCCCCCAACUUUUGGUAGUGGUAGGGAUGAUGAAUUAUUUUGCCAAACCUAAAGGAAAUAGGUUUCUUUUAAAUGGCAAGCUUCCCUAGUGCAGAGAUGUUAAAUGAGUGCAGCCUGAACCAGAUUAAAAUGUAAUUGAGAAAUGUUAAAAAUACAAAAUAGAUAAUGUUAAUUUGUGUUUUCCUAAGCUUGUAUACCACUUGCAGAGAACUAUUUUCUAUGUGAGUUUGACACCAUUGUCCUAGUGUUUUUUAAUUGCACAAUUUUUAUGUAUAAUAUGUAUGUAUGUAUGUAUACACACAUACACAUACAUAUUUAUGUAUAUUUAGUGCUAGGUAAUAUACAAUGGGAUCCCAAUUACUGAUCUCAAAUCAAUUUAUAUACACUUGAUAAUAUCGUACAACUUUCCAUGCUCCACAUUUUGGAGGGAAUAGUAUGACAGGGUCUUUGACAAAAUCUAGGGGGUAGGAAGGUAGUUUGUCUUCUAUUUCUGGUGCUUCCCUCUCUCUUCCUUGUACCCCCUCCCCCGACCAUUCUGAUUUGUAUUUAGCUUAUACUGUUUUUCCCCCUCAUGUAAAUGAACUCUUUUUUCCUCCUAUGAAUAUGAAAAUUUCUACUAUAGCUUUUAUUUAGGUUUUAGACAAAAUUUGUAGCAAGGUAUCAAGUACCACUUGGUUGUGAAGGGAGUAUUUGCCUUAAAAGAUAAUUUGUUAAAGCAAAAAAGGAGGUUAUCUUGUACAGUUUUCACAUUUUCAGAAGUGACCCCUCUAGCUGAAGUUAACAGCAAGUCAACAGAGCCAAGACUCCAAAGCUAGGACUAGUUUGGUCUAGUGCUCUUUCUGUAUAUCAUAAUGCUUUUGUUAACCCAAAUUGUUGGUCUGUGAGGGAAACCAGUAUCGUAAUGCCCCUUGUUGACUUUUGGCAUAGUACAGAGGAAAGAGCACUGGUUCUGGGGUCAGAGGACCUGGGUUUACAAUCCCCCCUAAUGCUUUAUACCUGUCUAACUUUGUACAAAUAUAUCUGAUAUCCCUUGGCUUCUGUUUCUUCAUUUGUAUAAUGACAUGGUUGGACUGCCUGUGAGGUUCCCUUCUAGCUCUUAUCUAUGAUCCUAUGAUAUUCCACAUAUCUUUGUCAAUGUGCUCUCUGGAACAGGAUGAACAGGUGAAUUGGAGGUGGGUUGGAGUGGCUUUGGUGGGGCAUUUUCCAAAGAAAAGCUGUUUUCUCUCUGGUUUGGUAGGGGUCAGCCCCUUCUGUGUCCCUUUCUUUGAUACUUUUAGUGUUCCCAUAUAUGCUAAAUGUAUGCCUGCUAAUAGGAGAACAUCUGUAACUGAAGGCAUUGAUUCAAGUUGCACUUUUUUUAGAAUUCUAUCCUCUGUGAGAGUUUGUUGUAAUAAAUAAGUAAAUGCACAGUACUGUAACUUAAUAAAUGUGGUUAAAUUUGAAAAAUGAACUAGAACCUGAACUACUGGUUUCUCAUAACUGAUAGCACUUUUAGUGGUAGGUAGUUUUAAGCAUGAUGAAGCGUAUUCUAUAACCUUUUUGAAACCUGAAAGGAGACUUUGAAUUUUAAAAGUGUUAAUAUUUUCAUAAGAGAUUACCAAUUCAUGUGUUUUUUCACUGUUAAAAAAGUUCCUAAGGAACACCAACUAAUUGUAUGGAACUGUCUUGUGAUAUUGACAUUUAUUUAUGUUUACUCUAAAAAACUUUAUCUUCUGAAUUCUA